AUGUACGCAAGUACGAGUAGUAAAAGACCAAAAGGCCGCGGUCGAAGAAAGAUUGAGAUCAAGAAAAUAGAGAACCAACGGAAACGAUGGGUAGCUUUUUCUAAAAGGAAGAAGGGUUUACUAAAGAAAGCUGCCCAAUUAUCAAUGCUGAGUGGGGAAGAGAUUGGUGUUAUCAUAAUUUCAGAACAAGGAAGGGUUUAUACUUCUGAGAAUGCUGAUUGUGUUGUUGAACGUCUUCUGCUCUCUCAAAACAUUAUCAAAGAUGAUGAUAAUGAUGAUAAUGAUGAUGAUGUUGAUGAUGACAUGAUUGAUGAUGACGACAUGAUUGAUGAUGAUGAGAAAGACGAUGAUAAUCAAGGUGGAUUUUGGUGGAACCAUCCGGUUGAUUUUGUGAAGAUCAAUGAUGGGAAACAGAAUUUAGCACAGAUUAAUGAAGAUGGAGAGAAUUUGCAAGGUUUGAUGAAGAAAGAAGAAGAUAGAAUGAAGAAGAUGAAGAGUAUAAACUGCUUGAUUGAUCUAAAUAAAGCUCCUGAUGAGCAGUUUUCUUGA
Messenger RNA from Durio zibethinus, 549 nucleotides. The record is from RefSeq and is a predicted model, not a curated record. NCBI's taxonomy places the organism in Eukaryota, Viridiplantae, Streptophyta, Magnoliopsida, Malvales, Malvaceae.